Racocetra persica is the source of this 193-nucleotide messenger RNA. The record is from the annotation of a GenBank genome assembly. NCBI's taxonomy places the organism in Eukaryota, Fungi, Glomeromycota, Glomeromycetes, Diversisporales, Gigasporaceae.
UGUCUUGUUAUCGCUGGUGUCGUCGUUGGUGUCGUUGUCAUCGCUGGUGUUGUUGUUGUCGUUGGUUUGGUGCCAUUUCUUGCAUGCAUCCCAACUUUUUUGUGGGAUUUCUCCGGUGUUCUUGUGAAUUUACGUGUUUCUCCGGCGUUUUUGUGGAAUGGCUUUGCAUUCUUUUCUGGCGUUCUUAUAAGUG